Messenger RNA from Mytilus californianus (California mussel), 2194 nucleotides. RefSeq lists its product as uncharacterized. Gene Ontology annotation, biological process: SCF-dependent proteasomal ubiquitin-dependent protein catabolic process. The coding region runs from base 494 to 1489 and encodes 331 amino acids. The transcript has 5 exons. The record is from RefSeq and is a predicted model, not a curated record. Gene Ontology annotation, molecular function: transferase activity. Lineage: Eukaryota; Metazoa; Mollusca; Bivalvia; Mytilida; Mytilidae. Gene Ontology annotation, cellular component: SCF ubiquitin ligase complex.
UUUGGGUGUUCGGUGGUGUGUGGUGGUGUUCGGUGGUGAAAAGACCGACCCUCUUUUAUCUACUUCCGUUUAUUUAUUUUUUUUUAUAAACAGCAGGUACAUCAAGAAUUUGUAUAGUACUAUACAAAUCCUUGGGUACAUGUAAAAAAUUAAGGAAUACAACAAGAAUUUAAAAAGAAAAGAAAAAAAAAAUGCUGGCUCAAUUUAUUCCAUUCAAAUAUUUUUUCAAGAACUUGCGUCAGCAAAACCUAGUCUCAACAGUUAUUUCAUAACAACGUGAUAUUCUAAAGUUAACAUUGUAAUGUAAUGUACUAUGACUGUGGGCAAAUAUAUCUUUCAGGGUUAUUUCAUCACAAGAGCUAAACCGUGUACAGAUGCAUGUAUAGUCAUUUAUCCAUAUAAAAUUAUAUGUUAAUUCGACUGGCAGAAUUAGACGUCGAUAGUUUUAUCAAAAGAAAAAUUUAAGCGGUAUACACGGUCACAGACAUCCAAUAUGUUGAACUCAGUUGAUGUAAAUAACCUUCAAGAGCAUUCCACUAAUCCAAAAACUAAUGAUGAAAAAGAAGGUCGUCUUUCUAAAAGACUUUGUUAUAUCUUAAGAUAUGGAGCCUUGAAAGAAGGAUUGGAAAUUUCUGGAGGAGGUUUUGUUGAUGUGUCUCAGGUGAUGGGAUUAGAUAUGAUGAAAUACCACUCUCUUGAAGAUGUUUUACAAGAGAUAGAAACAUCCAUAUCUCAUAGAGGUGCCAAGAGAUUUGAAUCAAAAAUGGAAAACGGCAAAACUUUAAUAAGAGCAUGCUUCUGUCGUAAUUUUGAACUGAGCACAUAUCAUGAAGGUUCUAAUGUACCAACACUACUGGCUAAUUGUUUAGACCAUAUAACUUCUAAUAUAAAUAUGUAUGACCUUGAAGAUUUUCCUGAUGAGUAUUUAAUUAAUAAGAUGAUUCAUCGACUCAAACGACAAAAGAAAUUGAACAAUUCAACAUUACGACAGUUACUUGUUCCUAUUUUGGAACACCUUGACCUUGAUGGUGUGUAUGUAACAGAGGGCACUAUAAAAUUAAUAUGGAGGUCAUGCCCUAAUCUGAAGGUCAUUAGUUUGAAAGACUGUGGAUAUGUUACAACAGACAAUUUAAUGGAACAAUUACUGAAGAAUCUGCCAAGCUUGGAAUCUAUUAAUUUGUGUGCAUGUAAACAUUUAACAGACAGAACAUUGAAGGCUUUGUGUAGAUACAGUAAAAACUUGCGACAGUUAAAUCUGAGUUGGAUACGGACCAUGUCUGAAAAGGCGAUAAUAGAUUUAAUGAUUAAAUGCACACAACUAAAACAUUUAGAUAUAUAUGAUCAUAAGAUAUCUCCAGAAGGACGAAGAUGCAUGGUUGAUAUUGCUAAACCUCAGGGAUUGACUGUUGUAUUGAAAGGAUUAAAUGACCAAGAAGUAGCACCAGCAAACCCUUGCUUGAUGUUACCUAAUUUUGGAUUAACAUGGUAAAGGAGUUUUGAUAUUUGAUUUUAAUACGACCGCAAAAAAAUUUUUUGGGAUCGCAAAAUGGUAUGAUGCAGUCGUCGUCCGAAGACACAUUGGUUUCCGGACAAUAACUUUAGUUUAAGUUAAUGGAUCUCUAUGAAAUUUUUUGAGAAGGUUCAAUACCACAAAAGGAAAGUUGGGAUUGAUUUUGGGGCUGAUGGUCCCAACCGUUUAGGGAUUAGGGGCCCAAAAGGGGCCCAAAACAAACAUUUUUCUAGUUUCAGGAUAAUAACUUGUGUAUAAGUAUUUCGAUUGCUCUGAAAUUGUACAACAAUGUUUAAUACCACAAUUAGAAGGUUGGGAUUCAUAUAAGGGGUUAUGGGGCAAACAGUUUAGGAAUUAAGGGCCUAAAAGGGGCCAAAAACAACAAUUUCUGUAGUUUACGGACAAUAACUUGUGUGUAAGUGUAUGGAUCUCUCUGAUAUUGUACCAUAAGGUUCCAUAUCACAAGGGGAAGGCUGUGAUUGAGUUUGGGGGUAAUUGCCUCAAACAUGUAGGAAUUAGGGGCCAAAAAAGGGCCAAAAACAUGCAUUAUUCUAGUUUCCAAACAAUAACUUGUGUUAGAUGUGUAUGGAUCUCUCUGAAAUUGUACUACAAGGUUCCAUACUACAAAGGAAAGAAUUGGAUCGAGUCUUGGGGUAAUUGCUCCAAGGGGGAAUCCAAAAGUCG